ACCUGCAGUGCCUGUUGUUGACAGGCCUGAGUCGAGCACGCGAACAACGACGCCUGCAUUGGCUACUUCAGUUGCCGGCAAGAAGGCCCCCACACCAGGAACCGAUGCAAGCUUGUUCCAGGGGAAAGAGUGAGACGGCACAUGUCGAACUGCGAAAGAAAAACAAGGUUUGGAUCUGGUGUGAGCAGGGACAGGAGGUAGGUACUUCGAAAGGGAGGGGGGAGUACUGGGUCAGGUGCAGGUUGUGCUCAACAAUCUGGAGGGGGUUGGCAAAUAAGGCUACGGAGCAUUUCUUGAAGCCGAUGAAUCCGUGUGCACUGCGGACAGGUGAGGUAGUCCACAGUUUGGUUUCUGCCGGUGCUAAGGUGCAGCCAAGCGACAAGAAUACAAAGUACUUGCUGCGGAAUUACAAGGGAGGUGAGGUGGAAUCAGAUGUAGUUCGUUGUCGUGCAUCGUGUGGAGAGGAAGGCUUGGAAGAUCCGCAGACAGACGAGCCCCAGCCACCACCUGUUGCAGGGUGGGCAGUUGCUGGCAUUGCAAAAGUGGUUGUUGCUGCACUUGGCGAGGCUGUAGGGGGUGGAGGUGCAGCGGAGGGUGGAGGCGGUGACGAAGGGCAAGGGUUGACAGCGCGAAGGACUGCCUUGAGACAGACCACUGUGCAACGGUGGGUGGACAGUGCGGCGCAGAAGAAGCUGGACAGGGUGGAGGCCAUGUUCAGGGCUGGUAUCGCGUUCGAUUUCUUGAACAUGGACACGACUCAGACAUUGCAUGCCGUGUACCUGGAGAUCGCCAACUCGAGGCCGAAGGUGAAGCUCCCUUCGUACAACUACAUGAGGACGAUCAUGUUGGACAUCAUCUACAUGACGAUCCAAAGGGAGGUGAACCUGUUGACGGCCUGCUGGGACUUGACUGGAUGCAUGUUCAUCACCGAUGGGUCAACUGACCACUGGAAUCGGCCAGCGACGGACUUCUUGGCGGCGGGGGAGCAACGGGCAGUGCUCGUGGCGACGGUGACAAUGAGUGUGCGGUUCGGAUUCGUGUAUCAGAUGCUCCAGCGGCUAGCAGACAUAGAGGAUGUUCUUAUCGAGAUGGUGGAUGGGAGGUCAGCUGGAAAGUGGAGAGCGUUGAGAUGGUCAGGGGAGAAGUUGCACAGGAGAGCCGACCUCAUGUACUACACAGUGAGGUCCGAGUUUUGGUGGCCGCAAGUGAGGAAGAUUGUGUCGAUCAUGCACCGAAUCUUCCAGUUGCUGAAGAGGAUGGAUGCAGAAGGCACGCCUCCCACCAAUCUUGUUGAGUACGCUGACAUGAUUGGGCGGAAGUUGACGAACGUGGUGUUGACGAAGAAGGAGCGGGAGGAUGUCAUGGACAAGGUGCAUGACCACGUGCAAAUGAUGAGGCAGCCAGUUCAUGCAGCUGCAUUCGUUCUUGAUCCAUGGAGGAGGAACGAACAUUGGCUCUUCGAUCAGAAUAAUGUAGUGACGCAAAAUGCAAUGCGCUUCUUCUUAGGCAGAUCGAGGCAGAACGAUGGGUCGACGCUGGUGGGCAAUGCUGAGGAUGUUGUUGAGAAAGAGGAUGAGGAUGCUGCUGAGACAGUGGAUGAGGAGAUGAGGCAAAGGAACAUGGCGAAGGCUCGAAAAGGCAGGAUCCCCCAAAACCUAGACGAUUCCCACAUGAGUGACAGCAGCGACCUCGAGGAUAUCGUGUGGAAAGGGAAGUGUUGGAAUGAGUCAUUGAAGGAUUGCAGCGAGGAUGAGGACUCCGAUUUCGAGCUCAGUGUGGUGCCCGCAGUCCCAGCGACCACAUAUGUUGGUAGGCGAACACGACGACAAGACAGGGAUCUCGAGGUCAAGCCGGCGCCGGUUGUUGAAAGAGUGGACACAGACGUAGAGUUUUUUCUGCACCACCACGACGACCCGGACGAGGAAGAGGCCACACGUGCAAAGGAAAUGGCUGACAGGGAUCGUGAACUUGUGGACAGGCGAGUCGCCGAGGAGGCCUGUUGUGCAGCGAUCCUUACCCGCAGGGAGAGAGCGAGGUGUGCUGCACAACAGGAAAAGCGCGCGGGCGAGGCCUUGAAGGAUGUGGACGGGGAUGUCGACCCUGCCAUGGAGAAGGGGGAGCAGCAGCAAGAGGAGCCCGCGGACGCAGAGGAAGAGCAGCAUGCAGCAGGUGCGGUGUACAUGCGCAGGCCCCGCCCAUGGGUGGAGCCACAAGUGGGAGCAGAGGAAGAGACCACCAACCAGCAUGUUGCAAUUAGCGAGCGGGUGCAGGAGCAGCAGGAUGAGCACCAGGCCGCAGAGAACAUCGCCACACCCCCGUUCCCAGAAAUGAACGAUGCUCUCCACCAUCACAACCUGUGGAAGAGCAGGGCAGGGAGGAAGAGGAAGGCAGCCGUGGAGGAGUCCCCAAAAGCGCCUCAACGCGGCACUAGAAGGCCCAAAAAAAAAAAGGCAGUCGAAAAGACUCCGCCGCAGCUCGGACGCCGCAAGACUAUGGCUCGCAAGAAGCCUAUCAUCAGUGAUGAUGACCUGGAUAGCGAUGCCAGUCCCCCGCAGUCAUCCGAUGGGGGGAUCGACACAUGUAAGUCCGAUUAAGGGAUCAAGGGACAGAAGUCACAAAAUGUGUGUGUGUGUGUGUGUGUGUGUGUGUGUGUGUGUGUGUGUGUGUGUGUGUGAGAGAGAGAGAGAGAGAGAGAGAGAGAGAGAGAGAAAACUUCAUAAAAGGGGGAUAUAACUAGCUUCAACAAUAACAUUUGAAAAAGGAUAUAUGAUAUAUCUACUUAUUGCUGGUGAACCAGAUAUUAUCAUCAAGCUAUUAUUAUUAUUAUUUAAUAAUAAUAAAUAUUAUUAUUUAAU
Molecule: messenger RNA, 2855 nt
Organism: Chara braunii
Lineage: Eukaryota; Viridiplantae; Streptophyta; Charophyceae; Charales; Characeae
Source: the annotation of a GenBank genome assembly